This is a messenger RNA of Ipomoea nil (Japanese morning glory), 2923 nucleotides long. Its product is annotated as probable serine/threonine-protein kinase At1g54610. The record is from RefSeq and is a predicted model, not a curated record. The transcript has 8 exons. NCBI's taxonomy places the organism in Eukaryota, Viridiplantae, Streptophyta, Magnoliopsida, Solanales, Convolvulaceae. Gene Ontology annotation, cellular component: cyclin-dependent protein kinase holoenzyme complex; nucleus. The coding region runs from base 520 to 2649 and encodes 709 amino acids. Gene Ontology annotation, molecular function: ATP binding; cyclin-dependent protein serine/threonine kinase activity; RNA polymerase II CTD heptapeptide repeat kinase activity. Gene Ontology annotation, biological process: positive regulation of transcription elongation by RNA polymerase II; protein phosphorylation.
UUUUCAGCUCCCUCUCUCACUCUUCACUGUUGACAGAUAAUAAAGAAAGCUGCCCAGCAGUUCAGUGAUAUAUAAAUACACCUAACUAGUUGUAUGAACAAUUUUUCCCCAAUUUUGCAUCUCUGUGAACACUAGCACUGCUCAUAAACUCAAUCUAUCUAUGCCCUAGAUCCCCCCAUUUUUUCUGUGUCUUUUUUAGUUUCACCAGCCCACUACUCCCUCACUUUCACCUCUCAUUCAAGGUGACCCAUUCCUUUUUUGCUGGCAAAUUUCUUGAAUUCAGUUGUGGGUAUUUGUUUGGUACGGAUGUGCAUGGUUCUGAAUGAAUGGCAGGUUUCUUGGGUUCUGAACUGAGCUGAUUUUUUGUUGUUUGAGUGAUGUAUGCGUUUGGGUAGAUCUUGGGGGGUAAAGUUUGGUUGUUUUUACUGUUUCAAUAAUGGCGAAAGAUGCUUUUUUUGGAGAAAAUAUGUGGAGGUUGUGAGGUGGGAGGUGGUGGGGUUGAGUUAAUUUUGGUAUAGAAUGGGUUGUCUUUGCUGUAAACCUUCUGCCAUUGAAGAUAGCAGGGAGAGUCCAAGGGAGAGGCUGUCAUGUAAGGCUUCAGUGGAUUUGCGGGUGGCAACAGGGAGGAGAGAGGAAGCUUACAGGGCGAAGGAUCCAUUGGAAUGUAAUGACGUGAAGACAAUGUUGAUUGAGAAGCAAGCAAAUGGUUCAGUGAGGUUGCAGAAUAAUGGGAAAUCUGACAGGAGAAGUGAGAAGGGGGAGUAUAUAGUGACCACCACAUACCAUCCUCAUCCUGGAAUGGCCACACUUCCUAAAGCUACUGAAGGAGAGCAGGUUGCAGCUGGCUGGCCAUCCUGGUUGGCUGCAGUGGCUGGUGAAGCUAUCAGAGGAUGGGUGCCUAGGAGAGCAGAUUCUUUUGAGAAACUGGAUAAAAUUGGGCAAGGUACUUACAGUAAUGUUUACCGUGCUCGUGAUCUUGAUCAACGGAAGAUUGUUGCUCUGAAGAAAGUUAGGUUUGAUAACCUGGAGCCUGAGAGCGUUCGGUUUAUGGCAAGGGAAAUUCACAUCCUUAGAAGACUCGAUCAUCCAAACAUUAUAAAGCUGGAAGGUCUAGUCACAUCUCGGAUGUCGUGCAGUUUGUAUCUUGUUUUCGAGUACAUGGAGCAUGACCUGGCGGGGCUUUCCUCACAUCCUGGUCUUAAGUUUACUGAACCUCAGGUGAAAUGUUACAUGCAACAACUUUUACAGGGACUUGAUCAUUGUCACAGUCGUGGGGUUUUGCAUCGUGAUAUAAAAGGCUCCAACUUAUUAAUUGACAACAAUGGCAUAUUAAAGAUCGCAGACUUUGGUCUGGCAAGUUUCUUCGAUCCUAAUCACAGUCAGCCUCGAACUAGCCGUGUUGUGACCCUCUGGUAUCGGCCACCUGAGCUUCUACUUGGUGGUACUUACUAUGGUACUGCUGUGGAUUUAUGGAGUACUGGUUGCAUACUUGCUGAACUUUAUGCCGGGAAGCCUAUUAUGCCUGGAAGAACAGAGGUGGAGCAAUUGCAUAAAAUCUUCAAACUUUGCGGUUCACCUUCUGAAGAGUACUGGAAGAAAUCCAGGUUACCUCAUUCUACAAUUUUCAAGCCCCAACAACCUUAUAGACGUUGUGUUGGGGAAACAUUUAAAGAUUUCCCUUCCCCAGCAUUAGGACUCAUAGAGAUCCUACUUUCUAUUGAUCCUGCUGAUCGUGGAUCUGCAGCCUCUGCUUUGAAGAGUGAGUUCUUUUCAACGAAACCGCUCCCUUGUGAUCCUUCAAGCCUUCCAAAAUAUCCUCCCAGCAAGGAGUUUGAUGCUAAAAUGCGUGAUGAAGAAACAAGAAGGCAUGUUGCAGCCGGGAGCAAGGGUCACAGACAAGACGCUGAAAGGAGAGGUACAAGAGAAUCGCGAGCGCUUCCUGCACCUGAUGCUAAUGCUGAAUUAAUCUCUUCGAUGCAGAAAAGACAAAGUCAGUCGAAUUCUAAAAGCAGAAGUGAGAUGUUCAACUCUCAACAGGAAGAAGUGGCUUCGGGUUUUCCUAUUGACCCGCCUAGGCCAUCUCAGGCCCUUGGAGAAGCGAGCAAUGAUCCCCAAGGACAGCUGCAUAAGAGAGCUUCGCAUUCAGGACCGCUGGCUCACAGGGCUGCCUGGGCAAAAUCCGGGAAGUGCACAGAAGACGCCCCAAAGAUUUCAACCGGGGAAGACUUGUCAGCGUUGUCUGGUCUGGUUGCUGCUAGGAGGAGCUUGUUAUAUGAAAAUCUAGCGGAGCAGUCUGGCCCUACUAAUCGUGAACCUCCAAAACUUAUAUCAAGAUUUCCUGGAUCCUUCAAAGAGGCUUCGGAUACAACUAUGAAGCAAAACCAAAAAAGUCAAGUGCACCAAAAUGAUGAAGGAAGAAGUAGCAGCAAUGAUCCUGUGAUUCUGGGCUAUGGAUCAAAGGGCAACAAGAUUCACUACUCUGGACCGCUGCUCGUUCCAUCAGCCCGAGUAGAUCAGAUCCUCAAAGACCAUGACCGCCAUAUCCAAGAAGCUGCAAGACGGGCACGGUUGGACAAGGCAAAAGCAAGAAAUGCUCAGGUUGAAAAAAACCAAAUAUCAACAGGUUCAUUAGUUGUUUCUGGACGCUGAAUUCAUGUUAAGAAGACUUAGCAGAGGUGACCGUAGGAAUAUGUAGCUGAAUUUCUUGUUCCUAUAUGAAAAAGAAAAUAAACAAGGAAAGAAGAGGGUGGAUGGGUAUAUAUAGGCACUUUGGCUCUUCCACGAAAUGAUGCAUGGAAGCAAUUUGUUGGACAAACCUAGAGAGAGUUCAUUAGGAAAUCUCUUCUCUUUCUGCCAUGUGAGCUUUUAGCUUGCAAGCAUUGCAAUUGUUAUAUAUUGCCCAAUAUGUAUAGAUCUUGUUUUC